AUGCGAUUUUUGACACUCCUGAUCAGUCUUCUGGCAAUCCUCGGAAUGUCGUUGGCUUCUUCCCGACGCUCAGGGAUCUCACAAGAUUAUAAUGAUGACUUCCUUGCCAGCCCAAUGUUCAAGCGUCAUGCUGGUGACUACAACUGCACCAUUACUUUGUUACGUCAUUUGGAUGAUGUGAUGGAUGUCAUGAAAACUGAUCGCGUCAAGUUGCCAGCUCUCGUUGUCAAUGGAACAGAGAUGGACUUCUACUUCUACUCUAAGGAUACGGUCAAAACUGUGAGAGCUGCCAAGGGUCUCAGUGCCAAAAUGAUUUCUGCUAAAGGGAAAAAAUUCAUAAUGGAAGGAAUCGCAAUUUUCACCGAGUCUUCAGAGCACAUGACCAACUCUUACCUCACCAAAAUGAUUCUGGAAAAGGAAGCAACUAGCGUCAGUGGAUUGAAAAUCACCAAAAUUGUCAAAUGCACAGAUGCACAAUGCGACAAGCCCGAGAAGUUGAUUUGA
Molecule: messenger RNA, 504 nt
Organism: Caenorhabditis briggsae
Lineage: Eukaryota; Metazoa; Nematoda; Chromadorea; Rhabditida; Rhabditidae
Exons: 3
Coding region: 1-504 (167 amino acids)
Source: RefSeq, a predicted model, not a curated record